Messenger RNA from Linum trigynum, 3491 nucleotides. NCBI's taxonomy places the organism in Eukaryota, Viridiplantae, Streptophyta, Magnoliopsida, Malpighiales, Linaceae. The record is from the annotation of a GenBank genome assembly.
UAGCCAUUCCGUUUCCUUAGUCCUGCAACAUCUCUUCCUCUCCAACAUGGUAUCGGAUGCACAGUCGCUUCUUCAGCGGGUACUCUCUAAUCGAAUCCCUUCACCUUUCUUCUCCGUUUCAUCUCUCCUCCAGUAUUUAACACAACCCAACUUUAGUCCAAGCUCAUCAAUUAGUGUCCUUCUAUAUGAAUCCAUUGUCAAUACCCAUGUUCAUUCCCAGUUGACAGAUGAUGCUCUGUUCUAUUUCCAUCAAAUGCUUGAGAGAGGCCUUGUCCCUGAAGCCGUGACAUUCAAUAACCUGUUGGGUUGUCUGGUUAAGUCAGGCUGUUAUGAAAGGUCCUGGAGUUUUUUCCAAGGAGUGAAGGGUAGGGUUAAAACGGAUGUGUACAGUUUUGAGAUAAUGGUGAAAGGUUUUUUGCGAGUCUGGUGAUUUAGAUAGAGCUUUUAAGGUUCUGGCUCAGUUGGAGGAGAUGGGUCUAUCUCCAAAUGUUGUUAUAUACACUACUUUGAUUGAUGGUUGUUGUAAGAAGGGUGAUAUUGAAAGGGCAAGAUUGCUGUUCAAUAAAAUGUGGGAGUUGGGUUUGGCUGCUAAUGAGUAUACUUACACUGCUUUGAUCAAUGGACUCUUUAAGAAAGGACUGAGAAGAGAUGGGUUUAAGUUAUACGAGAAGAUGCAGCUGAGUGGAGUAGUUCCUAAUCUCUAUACCUACAAUUGCCUGAUGAAUGAAUACUGCAAUGAAAUGAGAAUGGACAGAGCUUCUGCUCUGUUUGAAGAAAUGUGUGAAGGUGGCAUUGUGCCUAAUGUGGUUUCCUACAAUAUUCUAAUUGGUGGGAUGUGUAAAGAUAUGAGGCUCCGGGAAGCAGAGAAGCUGGUCGGUCGAAUGAAAGGAGCAGGCGUCGUUCCAAACUUGAUCACGUAUAACAAUAUCAUAGGUGGGUUCUGUAGCAUGAGAAUGUUUGACAAGGCUUUGAGCUGGUUAGAUGAAAUGCAGUUGAAUGGGCUAUCGCCUUCGUUAGUUACUUACAAUGUUCUCAUUCAGGGGUAUUCUAGUGCUGGUUAUUUAGGUAGAGUGACUGCUUUGGUGAGGGAGAUGGAAGAUAGAGGUUUCACUCCUUCUGCAGUGACAUAUACAAUCUUGCUUAAUACUUAUGUGAAGUCUGGGGAUAUGGAGAAAGCUUUUCAACUUUUGUCCUUCAUGAAGAAUGCUGGUUUGGUUCCUGAUGCCUAUACGUAGGGAGCGUUGAUAAAUGGAUUCUGCAAAAAUGGGAACAUGAAGGAUGCCGCGAAAGUAUUUAGAUCCAUGAGAGAAAUGCCGCUGGAGCGUAGCGAUGUCAUAUACAACACAAUGAUCAGUGGAUACUGCAAUGAAGGUAGCUCCUACAGGGCCUUGAGGUUGCUCGAGGAAAUGGAGGGAAAGGGGAUUAGUUCCAAAUGUGGCUAGUUAUAGUUCCACCAUUGCAGUCUUGUGUAAGGAUGGGAAGUGCCAACACGCAGAAGUGAUAUUGAACAGUAUGAUUGGGAAAUGAUUGAAGCCUAACAUCUCCAUCUAUAAUAAGAUCCACGACGCCAGAUUUGAAACGACUGAAGGAAACUGGGAAAGUGGAGAGAGCCAAUGUCGUGUAGCUUGGUGGAGUGACGAAAACUGAUCUGUUACUCUGAUGUGCAAGCCUAUAUCUGCUCUGGAACAGUUAAGUAAUGCUCAAGCACCAACUUGUUUCUGCUUUCUAUGGAUGUAUAGAACAACCACCUUCCCCUCAAUUAAAUAGUUACGCGUUGAUAUCAACAUUUAGGUAGGAUAUACAGAUGUGGCAUGUACAUUACUGAUAUUGCUGGUUUAUGCUCAAAUACUAUUCAGUACUUUGUGAACAGAUGAAUGUUGAUAGGUCUUACUUGCUGGAAAUGCGAAGAAAGCGUUGGAAAUGCAGCUGAGAGAUCUCUUAUUAUUAUUACUGUGUUGUUAAUCGCUCUGAUGUCCAUCGAUGGAAAAUUUGAAGGUUGAACCCUACUGACCAGCGGCUGUCGAUAUACUUAGCAGUGGUUGUGCAUCCAGUCCAGCAUAUUGAAAACAUGUUGUUCCAUUGUUUUUUCUGCCUGAUGUUGUUGCUCUUUCUGGCUGCCUGACUGUUGCUGCGAGGUAUGCAUGGCGUUUUCUACAUGGGUUAUGAUUCUACUGAUUCUUUUUGUACGUUUCAGGAGGGGAAAAAACAGCUGCCGACUGCUAGAGGACCAGAUAUUUCUUAUGCUGAUAUUGUUUUUCCUUGUUUGUUUGUACCUCUACCAGAUUACCAUGUUGAAAUUGUAGCUUUUUUUCUCCAAUGAACACACCACCAUUUUUGUUGAAUUUUUCAGAGUUUGAGAGAUGCUGGUGACUCAGAGGUCCACUACAUGGCAAGACUUUGGUAAUGGAAGAAAAAGAGUGGUCAAGAAGAAUGGAACUGAAUGUGUAUAUAUAUCCAGGCAGACAUCCUGAGGGAAUCUGUUGCAAAAGACUUUCCCCUAACAAUUAACUUUCUGAUUUAGUGUUGCUUUUGACGUGUAUACUACCGUUUAAUAUGUCUCAAUAUGACUAUAUCUCUGACAUAAAAAAAAAGGUGACGAAUAUUUAUUAGCCAAAUUUUUUUUCCAGAUUCUUUUUUGUUAGUCAAAUUUAUCGAAAUACUAAAACUUAGCCAAACGUUGUGUAAUGCAUCAAAAUGUUAACCUCUGUGUAUCUCUUUCAAACCAGUAUCAUGUUGUCAAAUCAAUAUUCCUAACAAAAUUGCUAACUGAAAGUUAACAAUUGGCUAAUUAUUUGUAAUUCAAUAGAUUUAGCUAAUAAAAAAGAAUCUGAAAAAUGUUUGGCUAAUAAAUAGUCAUUACCCUAAAAAAAAAAGAUAGCAUUUGAUUAUAAAAAAAGUAUUGAGAACUCGAAUACGAUCAAAUGGAAUUGGUACAGAGUGGUGAGAGUUGACUCGAAUGUAGAUUUGAAUUCAUCAAUUUAUGUAUUCGAGUUUUGACAGUUGUCGCUUUUACAUUUCUUCCCUGGUAAGUGGUUGUUGAUCGAUACAAUCGAUGCAUCAAUCUAUAUUACUCUUAGGUUUUGUUAGGCGUUCAUGAGGAUCAAAAUUUACCGGCCGUGAUGGAUUGUUCCUCGUGGUAAAUGAUAUAUGAUUCAAUAGGAAAAACAACUGACAAAUUGAUUAGGAUACCAAGGGAUCAUUCAGACGAGUUAACAUGAUCUAAAUGACUCAUUAUGAGUUACGUGGACAAAAAUAACUCGUUUUACGACUCAUUGCGAGUUGAUCAUCAUUCAUCAGCAUGCACUCACUAUUCACGUGGUUCCAUUAGCGGAAAAAAUGAGAGCAUUUUAAUUGCAACUUGCAAGUGACGCCCAACCUACCGGCUACCGUCCACUAUGUUUAUGUCCGGCAACAACUCCUUUAUGAACUUUAGUAAGGGUAGGAUAUUCUAUUCAAAUUUCAACAGAAGAAAAGAAAUAAAACUUCUACUU